Molecule: messenger RNA, 282 nt
Organism: Dovyalis caffra
Lineage: Eukaryota; Viridiplantae; Streptophyta; Magnoliopsida; Malpighiales; Salicaceae
Source: the annotation of a GenBank genome assembly
AUGGCAGUCGAGGCCGGUGGCGAAGGUGUUUGCACUUUCCUCCGGCUUGGAUUGCGACAGGCGAGUAGAGAGAGGAAGGGUGAGGGAAAUGAUCCUAGAAGGGAAAAGAGUGCGGAUCAUCGUUCUUUUAUAGGCUUUGUUUGCUCGAUGGUGGUAUUAGCUUUGUUGUGGCGAGUGUUGGGUGGCGAGGGCGUCCUUGGGUCGGCUUCGAGCAACAAUAUUGGGUGGGUUUGGGAAGCAAAUCUUAUGUUUCGUGAAUACGGACACAGGUUUCUACAUUGA